Messenger RNA from Chara braunii, 5639 nucleotides. Lineage: Eukaryota; Viridiplantae; Streptophyta; Charophyceae; Charales; Characeae. The record is from the annotation of a GenBank genome assembly.
UACUAGGUAGGGAUCCCUGCUAGGUAUGGGAGGUUACGCUCUGGGUUUGAGAGAGACUGGGUAGGUGGCAGAUCUGUGGUGUGCAAGCGAGUGGGUCAGGCAUAUGUGGAUUUUUCACUUUACGAUGGUAGGAUGGUGAAGCUGUACAGUUUCGCAGCUGCAGAGGUGCGAUCGUAUGCACAUAUAUAUACAGUUUUGUAGACGAAGCUCAUGACCUGUAUGAAGGCGUGUGCGGAUCGUCCAUCUACGCUCUUGUCUGGUAUUGCUUCUCUUCGUUUUCCUUUGGUUCUUCUGCCAGUGGAUGGUCUUUUCCAAAGGGGAAAGGAGAGAAAUGAUGAGAAGGGAGGUCGGUGGCGCGUUCGUGCUCACUCUAUGAGUGAGUCGACUGCGGGCAAUUGUUAUUACAUCCUAAUCAGGAAAGUACAGAGUGCUCCUCUUGCAGAGGGGCCUCUUACACGCAAUUUGCUGUCGGCAGCAAGCCGAUUGCCAAUUACAAAGCAACCGUACAAUAAUGGGAGGAAUCGAGCGGAGUCCUGGAGAGAGGACGGGCAUGGAGGAUGUCUCUUUGCUCAUUGGAAGGUCGGUCUCCGGUGCUCUCUUGCAUCGACGGCUAUGGUGGAUCCUCGGUUGGGUGGUGGCGGCCAUGACUUGUCUGGUUUGCCUGAUCUCAGUGCAACACGGUGGCAAUACUUCGCUGUAUCUCAGCCGGUACAAGCAAGGAGCCGCCGCCAAGGCUGUUGCUACGGCAUCAUCCACCGCUCAGGGAUUCGGUCACCGUCAGCUGGCUUCGAAGCAAGCCAACUCCUCGGCUCCUUCUCAGCCCACCGUUAGUCUACUUGAACCCCAUCCGUUUGCUGUUGGGAAUGGGCCCCCGGUUUCACCCGUUCUGAUGCAUCUGAUUCCGGGGAACAGCACUAAACCCCCCCCAAUCUACACAAUCGCCAGGCUAUCUCCCGACGCUUGCGCCUCUUAUAUCUCGAACAUGCUGUUCGAUCCUAGCGGCACCACGCUCUACUACAUACUGGAGGAGCGAUGUUCGAAAAAUGGAAACCCCGAGAACGCAGCACCGACUAGCGAGAGGCGUUCUUUCAGGAAAGCCAAUUUCAAUCUCGGGACGGAACGGGUGCCAACCAUAGUCCCGGGGGAUGGAAACGAUAGCUUGAUCAGCUAUUGGUGGACUGAUGACGGUCCGAAGAAUGCAUCCGCCGUGCUGUCUGCGUCAUCCGCCGUGCAGUCUGCGUCUGUGAAAAACCACACACAGAUGGUUUCGAUAGAUGGAGUGGAAUUGUCGAAAGAUGGGCAAUACCUCAUUGUGCUUUCCUCCAACGACAACAACCCACCAGGUUUGCACAUCCUGACGUCCGUAUCAACAGCAACAGGGGCUCGAACCUCCGUCUUGCUGAAUGAGCCGACGGCUUCCCUUCAAGGUUUGGCAUGGCGGCCGAACACGACGCAGCUGUGCAUGGUUAAUAACAACGAUAGCGCACCCUUGCUCGUUUGCGCACGUUUCGGACAAUCUGUCGGACAAUCGGGCCUGCCCAACGUCACGUCCUUGCAGACUACGGCUUCAGGCAACCAAUGGAAUGUGAGGGAUGGCAGCGGUGAGAUUACGUCGGCUAUGAUCGGCCCACUAAGCUUUGACAAGAACGGCGGCUUUCUCUUUUUCAUCAGUAGUGAGAAGGAGGUGUGGUCCUUCCGAACCAUCUGGAAUGGUUCUGAGUCCUCCUCCUCCUCCUCCACUUCCUCCUCCAGUGACGAGGGGAUCAGGUCCCUGCCCAGCGAUCCCCAUUGCUCUAAUGCCAGUCUAUCACGCAUCGCCUACGAAUAUCAAAGCAACUACAGCUUGGAUGACAAGUUCAGUUUCAACUACCUACAGGACCUCGUGGUGACCCCGGAUGGCUGCAACGUCUUCGUCACUGACAAGAGUUUUCUUCACUGGGUUCAAGUCGACUCUCCUUGCAGCAAAGCAGUGCGCGUCCAUAUCGUGGCCACUUAUCAGGGCAAAGGUCUACUCUCCGGCUUGACCCUUCGUCGUUCCGGCGGCAACCUUGCUCUCUGGGUGGGCGCAAGUAAUGGCGACAUAUUCGAACUGCCAAUCAACCAGUCCGCGCUCCACUCCUGCUCCUUUUCACCUCCUCCUCCUCCUCCUCCUCCUCCUCCUCCUCCAUCCAGUGCGACUCCUAGUGUGCUCGCUUCUGGCUCGUCGGGAAUGUCAUAUCAAACCAAUGCAGAGUCUACUGGCAGUUCGCCACCAUUGCCGUCCAGCAGCACCCUAGGGGUGCAGUCCAGCGAUAGCGGAUCUGGCAUAUCAUCAGCGAAUGCAGAGUACGGCCGACAGAAGUCGGCCCCAUUGGUGCCUCUCGCGGUCGGACUGUCGUUAGGGUCUGUAAUAGUGAUUGCGUUCGCGGGUUGCUUUUUUGUGCUGUUGCGACGAGCCUGUCCUCCUCGACAAACGCAUGACGGCGGGCACUACUUCACCGCUGCUCCGUCGUCCUCGGCAUCAGGACCAGGGGGUAAGACGGUCUCACAGGCGCCGGUACUGCACUUCUGCAAGGAGUACACGCUGGCAUGCCUGGCGGAGUGCACCGACAACUUCGCUGACAGUCACAGAGUCGUUAUCAACGGACACAUGAGCGGCGCCAUCGGCGAGGUUUACCGAGGCGCCAUCGCCGGGGAGGAGCUGGCUAUGAAGGUAUGGACGGGCAAUCUGGUGGAGGUCAAGCGGAAGCAGUUCCUUGACGAAGUGAACUCUCUCUGCAGGCUCCAUCAUGCCAACAUCGCCCAUCUCAUCGGCUAUUGCCAAGAAGGAAACCAGAGUAUCCUCGUGUACCCGUACUACAAAGGCGGAAGUCUGUACUCUCGUUUGCACACAAGGCCCAUCUCGAUGCCGCACAGCGGUAGUGGCAGUCUUCUUCCUCCUGCUCUGUCGCUGAUUGAGCGCAUGUGCAUUGGAUUCCAGAUCGCCAAGGCGGUGCACUACCUUCACGACGGGGUGCAACCUCCCUUUGUCCAUCGAGACAUAAAGAGCAGCAAUGUGCUUUUGACAGGUGAAGGGACGAGAGACGGCGAGGUGGAAGUCCGGGCCGUCCUUGCGGAUUGCGGAUGGGCGUCAAUCUGUGAGAACGUCUUCGGCGUAACCCAUGAGGAGAUAUCGAAGACGGCAACGUCAACUGGAACGUUUGGCUCCAUAGCCCCGGAGUACCUCUUGGCUGCGCAGUCGUCAGAGAAGAACGACGUCUAUUCCGUCGGUGUUAUCUUGCUGGAAAUGCUGACGGGGAAGAAAGCCGUUACGAUGGCGCCGACAGGGAUAGGAUGCCUGCCACUGGCAGAUUGGGUGCAUCUUAUCCUCAGAGAUAGAAAUCUGGAAGCCGAAGUGGAUGGCGACCUGCUUGACCUUGUUCUAGAUCCUCCCAUGAGGGAACAGGCGGAGGGAUCCGAGGCAGAACGUAUGGUUAUGAGAUUGCUCCUCUUGGCAAGCCGCUGCACCGACGACGAUGAAGCGGCCAGGCCUCCGAUCGCCUCGGAGGAGGAGGAGGAGGAGGAGGAGGAGGAGCAAGAUGAUGGUGAUCAUGAUGAUGACGACGAUGAUGAUGAUGAGGAGGAGGAGGAGGAGCAGGAGGAGGAGGAGGAGGAGGAGGAGGAUUGUAAGUAUAAGUGGAGAGGGCGAGAGAUGAUCGAUGCAGAUGCAGAUGCAGGAGCGGGAUGGGGAUCGGUACAGGUGCGCGCAGCAUAACCAGUCGAUCAAGUUGUUCAGAAACUGUCACAGUCUGACACGGCUUGGGAUGAAUGAGGAGGAGGAGGAGGAGGAGGAGGAGGAGGAGGAGGGAGGAGGAGGAAUAUACUAAUUAUUCGUUCUUCAGGAAUACAGUUGUGCAUCGUGGUGCACAUAAGAGUUGCCUUGCGCUCCGCAGUCCUCAACUGCUGUGUCUGAAGUCGAAGUCUGUGAUUUUUCUGUAUACUAUCACGCCUGAUUGCAUGUGAUGAUUGCAUUCCUCCCAACCUCAUUUCGCGGUCCACGAGGCCUUGAAUCUGCACGGUUGAAAUUCCAGAUGGCCUACACAAAGACUUCGCGUGCGCGUAAGAGAGAGGGAUUGCUGUUGGAAAACUGAAUGAGCGCGGCUGAGAAUAGGGGAAUAGACAAAGGCAUAGGAAGGGAAGACAAAGGCAUAGGAAAGGGAAAAGUUAGUGUGGAAGUGAGAUACAGAAACUAGAUACCGCCAGCCCUAGAGUUCGAUGAUGUGAUUCACUACCUGUGUUGCUUGUAGAAAGAUGGUGAAGUGCCGUGAUGGAGAGGGAUGAGGAGAUGGGACUAGGUGCACACACAUCGGGAGAGAGAGAGAGAGAGAGAGAGAGAGCGAGCGAGAGAGAGAGAGAGAGAGAGAGAGAGAGAGAGAGAGAGAGAGAGAGAGAGAGAGAGAGAGAGAGAGAGAGAGAGAGUGUUUCGCGAUGGCGUCUGAACUGGAGAGAGAGAGAGAGAGAGUGUUUCGCGAUGGCGUCUGAACUGUCGAGAGAGAGAGAGAGAGAGAGAGAGAGAGAGAGAGUUCUACGCGCUCUUUGCACGCUUUCUUUUUGUUUUUAAUAAUUCUCAGUUUUUCCCGUUUCCAUUUCCCGAAUGCGAACACCACCGCGAUAAGAUAUCGUUAUCAAUGUAUAUAAGGCUAUAGAGCCUAGACUCGAAAGGACAUGUCAAUAGUUAAGGCUGUCUACCAUCAACCUUGUUGGGGUAAGACGUACAUUGAGGAAGGUGCCAAUUUUAUUUUAUUUAGGAACGAAUCUAGGCCCCUGCCUGUUAUUGCCUCUUUCUCCUUUUUUUUUUUUUUUUUUUGCAAUCUUAUUUAUUUUAAUUUAUUGGUCCUCGUCCUUUCCUCUGGGUAUAUACCCAAGUCCAUUUCCGUCCUUGUUGUCAUAAUAAAAUAUAAAUCUCUCUCAGAAUAUAAAUACUUCUCAGAUUCUUGAGAUGGACAGCGCAAGGGUCUACAAGACUAUCCCUUCACCGCAACGAGUCUUUUUUUUUUUCCCCUUUUUUUUUCCCACUGCCACAAUUCUAUUCGUGAUAACAGUGCCCAAGGUCUUUGGUGGUGGUGGUGGAAUAUUUAUGUGGUAGAAUAUAAGUAUAUAUAUCGUCAAACAGAGCUGCCCGGUACACCGUAGGCAGAGAGGGAUAUAUCGUCAAACAGAGCUGCCAGUUCAACCGUAGGCAGAGUGGGAGGAGAGGACAACAUACAAGGGGCUGUGACAAACUGUUCCGUCGGAGUUUCACCGACUCAUCAGGAGGCUGAACCCUAUAUACAUAUAUAUAUCCACGUAGAGAAUACAUUAUGUACUAUGGAAGUCGUUGGAGUCCAUCGAAACUCUCUGCUUGUUCCGUACAUUCGUCCGGAUACCGUCGCCGGGAUGGACUAUGCUCACGUCACUCGUCAGCUGGUAGGAAAUCGACAGGGAGAGGUCUACCCAUUUGCGUUCGGGACGGCAUCAGCAUUCGGGACGGCAGCAUCUUUGCUAGCGAUGGCGGCAUCACCAUUCGUGCGGAGUCAGUUUCUUACACCACCUUUUUCUUGAACUGAACCUGUUUAUUUGCUUUCACACUGGUAUCCGGUUUUCAUUCUUUCUAGCUUUUGCAAUAAAUGGUGGUAAUCUUU